GGCACGCGAUGCACAAGUUCAGGGUUGGGGAAUAUACACAGUUCAUCAUCCGUGAUUCACUGAACGUUCUACCCUAUCAUUCGGCCGUCCAUCGUCCGCCUGUCGACAGUUGUUAGGCAGCCUAUAUAGGACUCCAUCAAAAUAAAGCAUACAUUGUCUGCCCCCACACUACGUUUGUCAACAGUCAUCUUCUACGCCCGGCCAGAAGUCUUCAUAUGAUCAAUAAUACUGCUGGCUAUAUCCUAUUGUUGGCACUCACGAUCGUGCUCUAUGAUGUUGUCACCCAUCUGGAUGAGGAGAUCGACUAUAUCGUGAGGUCAAGGUUCACUUCCGUCAAGACUAUCUUUAUCUUGUGUCGCUACCUUCCGUUCGUUAUUGGAGCUCUGCGAAUGUAUGACGUCGUCGGGGAAGAUUAUAUCGACGCCAAUUUGUGCUUGGUGUUAUGUCGCACAAGCAUCUGGAUCUCUUUUCUGCAGAUGGCUUGUGUCGAAUUUCUUUUCAUUUUGCGAGCCUAUGCUCUGUGGGGCUGCAGUAAACGAGUCCUUUUCUAUCUCUUAGCUGCGUAUCUGACUACGUGUGUCAUAGGUAUCAGCUCCCUCCAAAUAUACACUGGGGCUCUCCCUGCCGAUGCAUGUUAUGGACCAGCCAACCCAGGCGCAUCAUGGCUCCUUACGAGCUUUGCGGCGUUGAUUAGUCUGGAAAUAGGAUUAUUUGGGAUGAGCAUUGCGGAACAAUAUCGUGUAUUUCGGAGCCAGCGUGGCUCUGAACAUCCUCAAUAUUGUUGGGAUCUUGCUCAUUCCGAUUGCGACAUGGCCUACUGGCAUCAUGGAAAUAGCACAGAUUCUCUUCCAGGGGUUGCUUGCAACACGCAUGCAACUCGAUCUUUGGAAAGCUGACCGCCGUGAAGCGGAAUCGACGAUGGUCACGAUGUCAAUGGCAGAAUUUGCUGUGGCGAGAUCUGAAUCCACAGUCUAUCAAGAUCCCCAUCUGGCAACACCCAACUGCUAAAGUAACCAGACUCUCAUUGGCUGACUUUAUGCACGAUUGCUAUACGGUAUCACCACGGUCCGUCCACAACUUGUCAUGUUUUUAUGUAAUGCAAACCACAUUAAUAGCACGAACUUCAUUU
Messenger RNA from Suillus fuscotomentosus, 1129 nucleotides. RefSeq lists its product as uncharacterized. Bases 216 to 896 code for a protein of 226 amino acids. The transcript is spliced from 15 exons. The record is from RefSeq and is a predicted model, not a curated record. Lineage: Eukaryota; Fungi; Basidiomycota; Agaricomycetes; Boletales; Suillaceae.